Striga asiatica is the source of this 1989-nucleotide messenger RNA. Lineage: Eukaryota; Viridiplantae; Streptophyta; Magnoliopsida; Lamiales; Orobanchaceae. The record is from the annotation of a GenBank genome assembly.
AUGGCCUCAAUCGACAGGCUCAGCGCCUUGCCCGACGAUAUCAUCUCUUACGUCCUCUCUUUUCUCCCCUUCAAAACCUCCGUCGCCACCCGCGCCCUCGCCGCAAGAUGGAGGCGUCUAUGGGCUUAUGCCCCUGACAUACAACUCACCGAAGACAAAUCGAAUUUGAUUUCAUUUUCCCGUCAUAGAAAGUUCGUAGAAGUGCUGACAAAGAUUCUGUCCCAAUGUGAAUCGCACAGAGUGAACACACUUCGACUCGAUAUGUAUUGCUACGACGACGAGCAUGAACUUGAGGCGUGUCUCGGGAGUGCCUUUGCGUGCAACGUGAAAACUCUCGAUCUUACUUUGCAGUAUGACUGUAUAGAAUUCGAGCUUUUCGAAUCCACCCCCAAAACCCCCCGUGUUGAUUUGAGGCUCAAUCUUUUCGAUAUUAAGAUGAAGAAUGGCACCUCCAAAACCCUAGUUGAUUUGAGGCUCAAAUUUUCGGAUAUUAAGAUAAAGAAUAGCACCGUGUGUUUACCAGCCCUCAAGAGGCUUCAUCUUGAGGGCGUCACCCUUGAUGGCUCCCUGGAAAACCUGAUUUCCUGUUGUCCGGUGCUUGAAGAUUUCACUGUUGUUAACUAUGUUGACCAAACUGUGGUAUGCCAGUGCAUAUCUUCUCCCGCUAUGAAGAGGUUGGACCUCAGGUGUAAGUUCCCUUACAAGUUGAAGAUAGAUACUCCCGCUCUUGAAUAUCUUUCUUUAUAUUAUAUUAAGCCAGAUAAUUUCUCGCUUGGGUCGAUGGACUCCUUGAUUGAAGCACGUAUUGUUUUUGUUGUUGAUCGUGUCAAGCCAAUUGUGAACGACGAUCUUUAUUCCCGUUCUCUGGUAGAAUUUAUGGGUAGGUUCUCUAAUGUAAAAAAUAUGAACUUAAGCACUUGGGGGAAGGUUCCUGACUUAACCCCUGUCUAUUUGAACAUAAAGUUUCACAAUUUAGCCAAACUCACGGUGGAAGGUGACGGCCGUUUCAUCUCAUAUUUUGUGGAGAAGGCGGCUAACAAGCUUGAAGUCCUUAAUGUCAUACAAUAUUCUGAACCUCAAUGGGAGAUGGAGCCCCUCCAGUUGCCUAUGGCUAAUGCAAUCAUGAAGCUUCACAAUCUAACAGAACUCGAACUGAAAGUCGAUUGGUGGUUCCUCACAUAUUUCCUAGAGAAGGCUGAUAAACUUAAAGUCCUUACUAUCCGUAAGACUUAUAAUAAUCGAAAGCGCUGGUUGGCGGCUCCUCUCCAUGUGCCUAAUUGCCUGUCAUCACAUCUAAAAAUAGUACAAAUUCAUGAAUUGAAAGGUACAGAGAAUGAACUCGACAUGGUUAGAUAUCUCUUAAAGAAUGCUGAAGUCCUGGAGAGGAUGGAACUACACUGCUUAGCAGAAUCGAUCGGGAGAAUAUCAUCAUUUGGUCGAGGAUCUGAGACGUGUGAGAUUGUCUUCCACGAAUAUCUAGAAUCAGACGAUGAAGAUUUUGCUGAUAAAUCAAAGGACCGUCUUUUUGUCAAAAUCUUUGACAGAUUUCUUCCCACAGCUCCCAGCAGAUUCAGCGGCGGCCAACCGAAAUUGAAUUUGCAGCCGAGGACAUUGCCGGUGGGUGAGGGCCAGAAAGAAGAGGUGUUGAAGGAGAAGGGCCAACUGCACAUUCACAGCAAUACCCGUGGUCCAAGCGAAAGAGUGUGUAGAAGUCGGGAUCGGAUGAUAACUAAACCGACCAAUUCACAGGAAUUACGAGCUUAUGCUAAAUUUGCAGCUAGGGAUAAGCAAAGAUCUGCUUUUCUUGAUUAUACUGCUUCUGGCUUAUUUGUUAUCUUUUAUUCAGACAUCCGGUGGGACUACCCGCCCCAGCAACUUCCCUCAAUCUUAAAAGAACGAGAGUACAACGAAGCACUUGAAGCUUUCAGGGUAAAGAACAAAGAAAAAGUUCAACUAAUUACUAGAUUGAUGGAGUUGGUUAUAAGCUGA